GAAAUAUUUAACGUUGGAUAGGUCUAAAUAAUGGGGUCAUUGACACAAUAUACUAUUCUUGAAUCACUAUAUAAGAUAAUGCACGAAUAUGUGAAUUAUUAUAAUUGAAAUUGAAUAUCUUACAUUAAAAUGAAAGUGACGCCAAUUAUCUUCACUGUAUUUUGUAUUGUAGGUGCUACGACAUUGAUCAAAGCUACAACGUUAGAGCAUGUACCUCACCCGAGUGAAAAAGACAUGGAAUUAGUGUAUAUUGAUGAAGAAUAUCAAAAAGAAGGUGGACUGAGAUCAAUAUGCAACGAACUAAAAAAAUCCUUCCAAAAAGGGCGACACCACAUAUAUAAAGUUAUUGAUAAAUAUAUAAGGAAGGAUGAUUUAGGCUUAAAAAUGUUAGAAGUUGCCAAAAUCCUUGGAAAACGCAUUGAAAAACGUAUGAAAUACAUAUCGAUGAAACUGGAUGAGAUGAUGGCCUAUGAAUCAUCUUAGGCAUAUUUCAUAACACGAUGGUUAGUAAUGUUGUGGAUUUCAGACAUUGUUUUUCUCUGCUUUUUGUUUACCACUUUCUUAACGAAUUUGAGCAAAUAAUAAAGAUUAAUGAAAACGCUUU
Schistosoma bovis is the source of this 604-nucleotide messenger RNA. The record is from the annotation of a GenBank genome assembly. NCBI's taxonomy places the organism in Eukaryota, Metazoa, Platyhelminthes, Trematoda, Strigeidida, Schistosomatidae.